CUCACUGUUUCUAGAAAUCACGACGGUAUUUGAUUUGUACAAGGAAAUACAUUUUGUGCCAUCAUGUUACUAAAUAUGAAAGUGGUAGUCCUACUCACAUUUGGGAUGUUGUUUUUUAAAGAAUCAUCAUGUCUUCAACAACCACAAUUGUCAGAUUUAAUGCGCAGUAUGGACGAGUUGUCGGACCACUUGGAUGCACUUCCACUUGGAAAUCGGAGAAUGUUAUUUGGCAACUUGAUCAAAAAUAUAAAAGACAAAAUUAAAGAAAUAUUUUCAAAAAUUUUGGGUCUCUCUCCUCCAUCUAGUGGGUCUUCUGGCAGUGGCUCAAAUAGUAAUUCACAAGGCAGUCGAGGACAAUCUGUGAUGGGAAGAAGACAAUACAAACCGGAACCGAAUCCCGAUGAUGACUUUGACCCUAAUGACAUUGAUGUCGAUAUGGAACGGUAAAAACGGCAUAUCCCCCAAAUCACUCCUGGGCGGUGGAAAGUAAAGUCAGUCACGGCUAUUUGAAACUCACGCAAAAUUUGUUUUACUAAUGAAUAAAAUUCUACAUAAAUAAUUGUUAAUCAGAUU
Messenger RNA from Bicyclus anynana (squinting bush brown), 573 nucleotides. RefSeq lists its product as uncharacterized. Lineage: Eukaryota; Metazoa; Arthropoda; Insecta; Lepidoptera; Nymphalidae. The transcript is spliced from 6 exons. Bases 64 to 447 code for a protein of 127 amino acids. The record is from RefSeq and is a predicted model, not a curated record.